CAUUUGGGGCUUUUUAGGGGGUCCUGGUACGCGCCCAACCCCGCUCGGGUCGGGAUGGCGGCGUUGCCUCCGCGAGAGUUCGCGGCGCAGGUGCUGCCCGGCUGCGUGGUGCCCACGGCGCGCCAGGGCCUGGCCCAGCUCUGGCCGCUGCUGCUGCUCUGCCUCGGGGCGCGGCUGCUGCACCGGCUGCCCCUGCCGCGGGGGGGGAAGCACGCGGGGGCGGCGGCCGGGGGGCUCCUGGCCCUGCACCAUUUCUUCGGGGCACAGGCGCUGUGGGUGGCCUUGCUGAGCGGGCUCUGCGUCCUCACCCUCCUCCUGAGCCGGGCCCGCGCCCAGAGAGGGCUCUGCCUCGCCCUGGCCGCUCUCAGCUAUCUGCUUAUGGGGGAGCUGCACAUGGUGGACACAGUCACCUGGCACAAAAUGCGAGGGGCACAGAUGGUGGUGGCCAUGAAGGCUGUGUCGUUGGGCUUCGACUUGGACCGGGGGGCCGGGGGGGCACAGGGGGAGCCCAGCCCUGCCCAGGUCCUGGGGUACCUCUGCUCUCCCGGCUCCGUCGUCUUCGGGCCCUGGGAGCCCUUCGGGGCCUACCUGAGAUCCGUGGAGGGGCCCCCCCUGAGCGUGGCCUGGGCGAAGAAGGGUCUGCGCAGCCUGGGGCUGGCCCUGCUCUGCCUCCUGGUCAGCACCUGCCUGGCCCCGUUCCUGUUCUCCAGCCUCUUGCCUCUCUAUGGGGCACGGGCCCUGCGCAGACACAUUGUCCCCCCCAGGGACCUGGCGGUGUCCCGGCCCCUGCGGGUGGAGCUGCCACGAUCCAUGGCUGAGGUGGUGACAAACUGGAACCUGCCCAUGUCCCGCUGGCUCCAUACCUAUGUGUUCCAGACCGCCCGGCGCUUGGGCACCUUUGCUGCUGUGCUGGGCACCUACGCGGCCAGCGCCCUGCUGCACGGCCUCAGUUUCCACCUGGCCGCCGUGCUGCUGUCCCUGGGCCUCAUCACCUACGCCGAGCACGCCCUGAGGCAGCGCUUGGCUGCCAUCUUUGACGCCUGUGUCCUGUCCAAGCGCUGUCCCCCCAGCUGCAGCCACCGCCACAAGAACACACUGUGGGUGUGGGUGCUGAACGGGGCCCUGGGCGCCCUGGCCCUGUUCCACCUGUCCUACCUGGGUGCCCUGUUCGAUGUGGAGGCUGAGGAUGCUGUGGAGGAGCAGGGCUACGGGAUGGCCUACACAGUGCGCAAGUGGUCAGAGCUGAACUGGGCCAGUCACUGGGUGACGCUGGCUUGCUGGGUGCUGGCCCGACUGCUGCGCUGAGGCUCGGGGAGGGCAUCAGAGAGUACGGCCGCUCCGCCAGGUCGGCGGCCGCUCCGCACCACCGGGAGCGCCUCUCGCCGCUCUCUUGCCGCCAUUUCUGGGGCGGAAGUGACGCCGCGCGGCCGCUCUGGGACCAAUAAAGCCUCGCCUCGA
Molecule: messenger RNA, 1458 nt
Organism: Parus major (Great Tit)
Lineage: Eukaryota; Metazoa; Chordata; Aves; Passeriformes; Paridae
Gene: PORCN
Product: porcupine O-acyltransferase
Exons: 11
Coding region: 55-1305 (416 amino acids)
Biological process (GO): Wnt protein secretion; protein palmitoylation; lipid modification
Cellular component (GO): endoplasmic reticulum; membrane
Molecular function (GO): Wnt-protein binding; palmitoleoyltransferase activity
Source: RefSeq, a predicted model, not a curated record